Molecule: messenger RNA, 1155 nt
Organism: Chara braunii
Lineage: Eukaryota; Viridiplantae; Streptophyta; Charophyceae; Charales; Characeae
Source: the annotation of a GenBank genome assembly
CCGAGGGGCAAGUGGACAAGGCACUAGACAGAGGUAGGCCGACAGGCAGAAAGUAGGCGGGAAAUUUGUACACUAAAACGCAGUAGCAGACAUGGAAUCAUGCAACUGGGAAAAUAGCACGACACAACGAGAAGACGAGAUGAAGUUGUUGAACAGACUCGCCAAGGAGGAGAGAGAGAGAGAGCAUGGCAUGGGCAGGGAAGACGCCGAGUCACGCGGAACACCUACCACUGCCUACCUACGGUGUUUAAACGGGAAUGUAGCCACUGGCCGACACUCACGUAUGAUGGCGGCGAGCGUGACAAUCAACAAUCACGCCGUGGAAUGGUGGUAUAUGGGAAAUCCACUUGAUGAGGACAUGCUGCAUGAACAUGAGGGCCUUUGUGUUCAGACAUUCUAUGGCCAUAUGAAUUCCUGCAACAGCGUUGCAUUCAAUCUCAAGGGUGACACUAUAGCCUCCGCCGAUGCAGAUGGGAUUGUGAAGCUUUGGGACAUCAGAAUGGUGGCUGAACGGAUGAGCUUCAACGCAGGUCCAUACCCAGCAAACAAAGCAGCCUUUGAUCACACAGGAGAGGUGGUUGCAACAGCCUGUGGUGAUGGCAAGAUCCGAUGCUUCAAAGUUCAAGACGGAUCGGCCAUGUGUGAACUCGCAUCUCAUGAAGAUGCUGUACAAGCUGUUGUGUUUGAUCCCGUAAACAAGUACAUGGUAUCAGCUGGUUCUGAUUGCACAUUUAGAUUGUGGACUUGAAUGAUCGCUGUACCCAGAGGCAAAGCUCACUCACACAUCUGCAGUCAGCCGUGAAUAUGAGUGAUGGCUUCGCUAAUCCCAAAAAGUGCAUAUACAUGAGUGAUGGUGGUGCUCGUGAUAAAACUUGCUUAUACUUUCGAUCUAUGCUGAGGGACGAAGAGGAGGGAGGGGGAGAGGCGAAGAGAGGGGGGCGGAUAAUUAAGAGGCAACUGGAAUGCUGGUUCAUGCUUCUUGUUGGUGUACCAUGUAUCUUCCGUUAGCAGGCUGUGCUUUUGUCUCCCUUUUUUUGGGUGUGUGGUCUGUGUGUGUUUGUGAUCAUGUGUGGAUCUGUGUGUGAUCAUGUGUGCGAUACAAAUCCUCAACCGUCAAGCUACACACUUCUCCACAGAUAAAAGAACCGGACAUGA